Molecule: messenger RNA, 5487 nt
Organism: Wyeomyia smithii (pitcher-plant mosquito)
Lineage: Eukaryota; Metazoa; Arthropoda; Insecta; Diptera; Culicidae
Exons: 1
Coding region: 1-5487 (1828 amino acids)
Biological process (GO): DNA integration; proteolysis
Molecular function (GO): zinc ion binding; nucleic acid binding; aspartic-type endopeptidase activity
Source: RefSeq, a predicted model, not a curated record
AUGCCGCUAGAACAUUCACCAGUAAGAAAUAUGCUAGAAAAUCAAAACCAAGUGGACCAACUGCAAGAAGGUCAGAAUGUUCCACUUCUGAGUCGAAGCCGAAACAGUAAUACUCCAACCGGACAACAUUCAAGGUCCAAUUCGUCCGCUUCAUUUCACGGAUUCAAUUGGGAGGAGGGAAUGGAUCUGGAGUCGAUGCGAAAAUUGAAUGGCUUGUUCCGGCAGAGAGGACAGAUCGAACAGAAGCUAGUGAGGAUUCAGUUGACUUUGCAGACGCAGAGUAGUAUGACGUUAGCCCAGUUGCAGUGCGCGGAGAAGAAACUAGUUGUAAUCUACAGCGAGUUUAGCCACUUCCAUAGUGAAAUCAUGGCCUUGAUUCCUGAUGAAGCAUCGGAUGAGCAAGAUGAAAUUUACUGCACUUUUGAGGAUCGUCAUACCGAGUUGUCGAAUCACAUCCAGGAAAGAAUCAACGCUGCUACUCAAAUGCAAACCGUGAGUUCAUCUGUUUCCCCACAGGUUAUUAUUCAGCAGCAGCCGUUGAAAGCACCUAUUCCUACAUUUGACGGUAAUUAUGCUAAUUGGCCAAAAUUCAAGGCGAUUUUCCAAGACCUGAUGGCACAGUCCGGGGACUCAGAGGCAUUAAAACUGUACCACCUAGACAAAGCAUUGAUUGGAUCCGCAGCAGGUAUAUUAGAUGCAAAAAUAAUCAACGAGGGUAAUUAUAAGCAAGCGUGGAAGGUGCUAACAGACCGUUACGAAAACAUACGUGUAAUCGUUGAGUCACACAUUCAAGGAUUGCUUACCCUACGAAAAAUGUCUAAAGCAACAUUCAAAGAAUUGGAUGGCCUGCUAACUGAAGCAACCGGUCAUGUUGAAGGCCUACGGUACCAAAAACAACAGUUGACGGGUAUCUCCGAGCACAUCGUGGUGCAUCUUAUCGUCAGUGCCUUGGAUGAUUCGACCCGCAUGGCUUGGGAACGUACCCAGCAUAGAGGUGUGCUCCCGAAAUACGAGCAAACAAUCUCCUUUCUCAGAACCAGUUGUCAAGUGCUGGAGCAGUGUGAAUCGUCGCAAGCUUUCUCCCAACGAACCGCCGUAAAAUCAAAGUUUUCACCAGUCAACAACAAAAUGCCAUCGCUCAAGACUAACGCAGUUACUUCAAGUUCCAGCAAGUCUUCAGGUUCCUGCCACUUUUGUGGAGGUUCACAUCUUAACUUCCAAUGUGAGGAAUUCAAGCAGCUGACAGCAACUCAAAGGGCAGAAAAGGUUCGAGCAAAAGGUUUGUGCUUCAACUGCCUCCGGAAGGGACAUCAGUCCAAACAGUGCACGUCUAACAACACGUGUCGAAAAUGCAGCCGCAAACAUCACACCAUUCUCCACGAUGAUGCUGAAAGGAACAGCAGUCAGGAUUCAAAGGCCGACAUUGCCGCGCCAAAGCAACCUGUCGCGAAUAAUCAACCAACUGUUGUUCAACCUUCUGUUUCGGUGGUGGAUAAACCAGUAUCCACUACAUGCUCAAGCAAUCACGUUUCAACAUCAAAGACCGUCUUGCUGUUGACUGCUGUCGUUCAAGCCAUUGAUGAACAUAACCAGUCCCACCCUUGUCGAGUCCUACUUGACAGUGGGUCUCAAGUUAACUUCGUCACCGAGAAAAUGGCAACCCGCCUCGGUUGUUCUAGAAUGCCAGCAAAUGUAUCAAUCACUGGAAUCAAUGCCCUGAGAAGUCUAGCUCGUGAUAAGGUGUUCGUUAAAUUCCAAUCGAGCUACGGAGACUUUCAAGCCAACAUCGAGUGUCUGGUUACAACCAAGGUAACUGGAACUAUUCCUAACCGAACGAUUGAUUUCAGCUCCUGGGAACUUCCUGAAGGCAUUCAACUCGCCGAUCCACAUUUCUUCCAGCCAGAAAAGGUUGACAUGUUAAUCGGGGGAGAAUUGUUCUUUGAUCUUCUCAAGCCCGAUCAAAUAAGUCUUGGUGACAAUUUACCACAACUUCGAGAAACUCAUCUUGGAUGGGUGGUAGCUGGAGUAAUAAACGAGCCGUACAUUUCGAAUGCGGCUAUUCAACACGUCAACCAUGCUUCGAUCGAUUCCAUCGAGGAAAUGAUGCAUCAAUUUUGGAAGGUGGAGGAAGUACCAAACGCAUCUCCAUUUUCAUCCGAACAGCUGUCCUGUGAAGCCCAUUUCCUGUCGACAUACAAGCGCGAUGCAACGGGUAGGUUUGUUGUAAAACUACCGUUUAAAGAAAACCUCAACCGGUUGGAUAAUUGCCGUUCUUUGGCACUCAAGCGAUUCCUUAUGUUAGAAAAACGAUUGGAGCGUAAUCCCGAGCUGAGGCAGCAAUACAACGAUUUCAUAAGGGAGUAUGAAGACCUCGGCCAUUGCAGAGAAGUUAAGGAAGCUGAGGAUCCAGGUAAUAUGGAUACGUACUAUCUGCCGCAUCAUGCAGUAUUACGACCGUCAAGCUCAACCACGAAGUGCCGCGUCGUAUUCGAUGCUAGUGCCAAAAUGGACCCAUCAAAACUAUCGCUCAAUGAGGUUCUUCAAGUAGGACCAGUUGUACAGAAUGGCAUAUUCUCUAUUACGCUGCGAUUCCGUAAGUACGCUUAUGCAUUUUCAAGCGAUAUAGAAAAAAUGUACCGGCAAGUGUUCGUUGCGCCGGAAGAACGCCGAUUCCUCCGAUGCUUUUGGAGGUCCGACCCGUCACAUCCAUUAAGGGUUCUCGAGCUCAAUACCGUUACUUACGGAACAGCUUGUGCGCCAUACCAAGCAACAAGGUGUUUGGUACAACUUGCCAAGGAAGAAGGUUCCGAGUUUCCCAUCGGCUCUCGAAUCUUGACUGAGGACUUUUACGUUGACGAUGCGCUUUCUGGCGCUAACACGUUGGAAGAAGCUCUCGAAAGCCAACGUCAAUUAAAAGAACUGCUAACCAGAGGUGGUUUCCAUAUUCACAAAUGGUGCUCCAAUUCGGCAGAGUUUCUAGAGCACAUUCCACCAGCCGACCGAGAAAGGAAGGUUCCUUUUCAUGAGUACGGAGCAAAUGAAGUAAUAAAGGUGCUUGGAUUGUUGUGGGAUCCUGACGGCGACGUCCUCAUGAUAGCCAAUCCGCCGAAAUGUUCUUUUCCGGAUGAUGAGCUAGCCACGAAACGAAUGAUUUAUUCCGAGGUGGCAAAAUUGUUCGAUCCACUCGGAAUGUUUGCACCAGUAAUUGUCAUGGCCAAACUCUUGGUACAGCAGCUUUGGAAAAUAUCAGCUGGAUGGGACGAUCCCAUCGACGAAACCAUCCGCGAAAAUUGGGCUACUCUGCGCGCAUCCCUUCCAGACCUUGGACGCAUUCACGUUCCAAGGUGUGUUAUGUUCCCGAAUGCGAUUGCAUAUGAGUUGCAUGGUUUUUCCGAUGCAUCUAACGUGGCGUACGGUGCAUGCGUCUACUUGAGAAGUAUUUUCACCAAUGGAUCCGCCAACCUACGUCUUCUAUGCAGCAAGUCAAAGGUUGCCCCAUUAGACGAUGUCUCCAUUCCUCGUAAAGAGCUCUGUGCCGCUCAGCUGCUUUCGAAAUUGAUCAGCCAGGUCGUUCCCGCGCUUCAAAUGAACUUUCGAGAAGUUGUUCUCUGGUCGGACAGCACCAUUGUUCUGGCAUGGCUGAAGAAACCGUUAGAUCAACUUCAGACGUUCGUAAGGAAUCGGAUUGCUUUGAUACGAAAGGAUACUAAUGAGUAUCGAUGGAGUUAUGUUUGCUCGGCCAAUAAUCCCGCCGAUAUCGUUUCUCGAGGAAAGCUGCCAGAAGAUUUAAAACAAAAUAUUCUCUGGUGGAGCGGUCCAAGGUUCCUGUGUGAAGUAGAAUAUGACGUUGAAGACACCGAAGAGAUUUUGGAGAAUCUUCCCGAACUGAAAGUCCACGUCAUAACCGUGUCAGCUCACGAUUCGUUUCCAUUCUUCGGAAAAUUAAGUUCUUUUCGUAAAAUCCAGCGCACCAUGUGCUACGUUCUACGGUUUAUUCGAAAUUGCAAACGGCCAAAGUCUAAUCGUGUGAAGCAAGUACAUCUUUCCAUCGAAGAACUACGUCAAGCAUCCGAAGCAAUCGUCAAGGCGAUUCAACAAGCACAUCUUGGGGACGAAAUUAAGCGAGUGAUUUCCAACCAAACAUGCAAGCGUCUUGGUAACCUGCGUCCAGUGUAUGAAAACGGUUUACUACGAGUUGGAGGGCGAUUAGAUCGCUCAGUACUGCCGUUUGCUGCAAAACAUCAGUUAAUACUUCCCGAUAAAGAUCCUGUAACGAAAAAACUCAUUAGAACUUUGCAUAUGGAGCAUCUUCAUGUCGGCCAGGCCGGUUUGAUCAGCAUCAUUCGUCAAAGGUACUGGCUUUUAAAUGCUAAAUCAACUGUGCGACAAGUAACACGAUCGUGCGUUACAUGUUUCCGAACAAAACCCGUUGAAACCAAACAGCUAAUGGGAAAUCUCCCUACCUCGAGAAUUGUGCCAUCACCACCGUUCGCAGUUACUGGCGUCGAUUAUGCCGGUCCAUUCAUGGUGAGGCAAGGUUCUUAUCGUCCGAAGCUUGUUAAGUCCUACGUCGCAGUUUACGUAUGUAUGGCGACAAAGGCUGUACAUUUAGAGAUUGUGUCCGACUUAACAACGGAUGCCUUCUUGGCGUCUUUGAAACGGUUCAUUAGUCGGAGAGGAAUGGUGCAGCAAAUUCACUCUGACAAUGCGACCAACUUUCAUGGAGCAAGCAACCAACUGCACGAGUUGUACCGACAGUUUCAGAAUCAACAAGAGGUGAAGAAAAUCCAGCAGUUUUGUGAAGUACGCGAGAUACAGUGGCAUUUCAUCCCACCAGACGCACCAGAGUUCGGUGGUCUCUGGGAAGCGGCGGUCAAGGCGAUGAAAACUCACCUGAAGCGAGUCGUAGGGAAUGCAAACCUCACUUACGAAGAAAUGGCAACCAUUCUAGCCGAAAUAGAAGCCAUUUUAAAUUCUCGUCCGUUGUUCAGUUUGUCCAACGAUCCUGCCGAUCCACAGGUAAUAACACCAGCUCAUUACCUCAUAGGUCGACCGUUGUCUGCACCAGCUGAGCCAUCUUUAGAAGACACCAAGGUGAGCCGACUCGAUAGAUGGCAACACCUCCAGCUCAUGCGUGAGCAUUUUUGGCGAGCGUGGUCAAGGGACUACCUUAAUUCUCUCCAACCACGUAAGAAGAAUACCAGAGCAACGUCGAACGUUCGACCUGGCAUAGUCGUUCUUCUCCACGAUAAGACGCAACCUCCGCUCAGCUGGAAACUGGGCAGAAUCACCGGAGUGUAUCCUGGUGACGACGGCUUAGUGCGAGCCAUUGACGUAUUUUCCAACGGAGCAACAUACCGUCGUCCAAUCAACAAGGUCUCGAUAAUUCCAAUCGAGGACAACGUCUGCUCUGCCCCGGUCCUUUCUGUUGAUACGAAGUUUCAACCCGGGGGGAGAAUGUUCCAUCCGUCACGACAGCAACAAUAA